Molecule: messenger RNA, 1223 nt
Organism: Raphanus sativus (radish)
Lineage: Eukaryota; Viridiplantae; Streptophyta; Magnoliopsida; Brassicales; Brassicaceae
Product: histone H2A.6
Exons: 3
Coding region: 421-1071 (216 amino acids)
Cellular component (GO): nucleosome
Molecular function (GO): DNA binding; structural constituent of chromatin; protein heterodimerization activity
Source: RefSeq, a predicted model, not a curated record
GAAAAUAUGAUUAGAUGAUCGUUUAUACUAUCUGAAAUAUUUAUCUUUCUUUUUCAACUUACGAAUAGAAAAUAUACUAAUUGUAAAAAUAUUAUUUUAUAACUUUAGUUUUUAGAUAUCUGAUCAAAACUGGGGAACUUAUGGACACCAUUGAGAAGUGAAAGCAACUUAUGGACACCAUUGAGACAAAGGAUAAUGAAAAUACUUAACUUGCAGUUACCUCCGCUUCUUAAUAUCUCUCCACUUGUGAUACUUGUCGGAUGAAUGUAUUAAGUUGGUUUCUUUAAGUAAAGUUCAGAAUGGUCUUUAACUUGUUCUUUAUUCAAAAGUUACAUUUUUACAGUCUUUUCUAAAAGCUAUUGAAAUGAUUAUUAGUAAAUUCAUAACGUAAUAUAUACAUUAGAACAUAUAGAAUAUUCAAUGAUUUUCAAAAAAAAAAAUCACAGUGGUGAUGAAUGUCAUAGAAACAAAGUCUCAGCCACCACAUUACCCAUAAUACUUUGCACUAGACUUGCAAGUUGCAACUUGCUUGCUUACCUCGUAGGAAUUUUAUUUCAUUUUCAUGGAGUAUUUUGGACAUUCCCUCGUCAUAUAUUAUUCACAGGAGUUCAAAACAGAAAAAAAAAACCAAGCGGUGGGGAGAAAAACAUUCAAAUCGUGGCCUUUCAUUUAGCAAUCAUCGACGGUCGUGGAAAAGCUCUCGGAUCCGGUGCAGCGAAGAAAGCCACGUCUCGUAGCAGCAAGGCUGGGCUCCAAUUCCCUGUCGGUCGUAUCGCUCGAUUCCUCAAAGCCGGUAAAUACGCCGAACGUGUCGGAGCUGGUGCUCCGGUUUAUCUCGCCGCCGUCCUCGAGUAUCUAGCCGCCGAGGUACUUGAACUCGCUGGGAACGCAGCAAGAGACAACAAGAAGACACGUAUUGUCCCUCGUCACAUCCAGCUCGCUGUGAGGAACGAUGAGGAGCUAAGCAAGCUUCUUGGAGAUGUGACUAUUGCCAAUGGAGGAGUGAUGCCCAAUAUCCACAAUCUACUUCUCCCCAAGAAGUCUGGUCCUUCAAAGACUCAGGAAGAUUAGUUCUUUCUUUAACACAGUAUAUUUAGAUCUCUGACUCUGUUUUCUCUUUUUUGGUUUUAAGACAAAAUAAACGUGUAUUAGUCAUAGAUCACAUGUAGUGGAUAUGUUUUUUUUUUCUCACUUGUUUUUAGUUUGUGUGCAUAUAUUAUAUA